UGUAAUCAACAAUGACAUAAUGCGACAGGGAGCUCCAAAUAUUAAUUCCGGUAGCUUCCCCUCUUUCGCAAACGUUCGAUUGAUAUCAAGAAUUGAAGCGAUACCAAACUUCAAACGCACAAAUAUUACUCAAAAUGUCCGCUACACUUCUUCGCACAUCUGCUGCAGCUCGUGCUGCUCUUAGAGCCAGCUCUUCCAAACGGGCUGCUUCAAUGGCAAGCACAAGCUUCGUCCGUGGAAAGGCUACUCUUCCAGAUCUUCCAUGUUAGCUCCUUUCAUACCCAUAUCCAGCCGUCCAGGUAUCUUAUUACAUGUGCUAAUUUGAGAUCACAGACGAUUAUGGCGCACUUGAACCUUCUAUCUCUGGCAGGAUCAUGGAGCUUCAUCACACGAAGCACCAUCAAACCUAUGUCAACAACUUCAAUAUCGCGAAUGAGCAACUUGAGGCCGCUGAAUCUAAGGGAGAUAUUGCUACUGCCAUUGCAUUGCAGCCACUCAUCAACUUCCACGGUGGUGGACAUUUGAACCAUAGUUUGUUCUGGGAAAAUUUGGCACCAAGAAAGAAUGGUGGUGGUGGAGAACCCGCAGGUACUUUGAAGGUAUGGCUACGAUCCUUCCUCUAAGAAGUCUAUAAAGCUUUGACUCCUGGAGGGCAAUGGCUAAUCAUACUAUUUAUAGGCUGCAAUUGAGACCACGUAUGGAGACUUCUCAUCCUUCAAGACCAAAUUCAACUCGGCAUUGGCAGGCAUCCAAGGUAGUGGAUGGGCGUGGUUAGUCAAGGAUAACGAGACUGGUCAAGUUCAAAUCAAAACAUACGCAAACCAAGAUCCAGUAGUGGGCAAGUUCACUCCCUUAUUGGGGGUUGAUGCUUGGGAGCAUGCAUACUACCUGCAAUAUGAGAACAGAAAGGCGGACUAUUUCAAUGCUAUCUGGGAUGUGAUUAACUGGAAGACUGUCGAGAAGAGAUUGUAGUGAAUUAGGGAUGAAGGAGACCAAAAAGGAGAUACCUAAGCAGUCAUUGAACGGAGAAUGGAUUUAUGAUCAGUUGAAGCGAUAUUGCAGCGUUUUUUGUAACCUUCAGAUACUGAGGGAGCUAUAAUCCACAAACACACACCGUUUUUACA
Messenger RNA from Sclerotinia trifoliorum, 1124 nucleotides. NCBI's taxonomy places the organism in Eukaryota, Fungi, Ascomycota, Leotiomycetes, Helotiales, Sclerotiniaceae. The record is from the annotation of a GenBank genome assembly.